Molecule: messenger RNA, 1350 nt
Organism: Mollisia scopiformis
Lineage: Eukaryota; Fungi; Ascomycota; Leotiomycetes; Helotiales; Mollisiaceae
Product: putative Deoxyhypusine hydroxylase
Exons: 3
Coding region: 134-1117 (327 amino acids)
Biological process (GO): peptidyl-hypusine biosynthetic process
Molecular function (GO): deoxyhypusine monooxygenase activity
Source: RefSeq, a predicted model, not a curated record
CGCAAACAAAAAGAAGCUUUAGGUAUAUUCACGUGAAACCAGACAAGGCUAGCCUUAGCCUCCUCACAUUUUUUGAUACAAUAAAUUUCUCCCCACCAAGGACCCAACAUUCUACAAACACAACACCGCAACCAUGGCGCCAUCAGCGACCGACCCUUCUCCGAGCGAAGACAUCGCCCUCCUCACCCUCCGCAAAACCCUAACCUCGGAAACCGAACCCCUCGCACGCCGUUUCCGCGCCCUCUUCUCCCUCAAACACCUCGCCUGCCAAGGCAGCCUGCCCGCCAUCUCUGCCAUCGCCGCAGCCUUCACGUCUCCGUCCGCGCUGCUGAAACACGAACUCGCGUACUGUCUGGGGCAGACGAAGAAUUUGGCGGCGGUGCCAUAUCUGAAGGCCGUUUUGGAGGAUAGGGAUGAGGAUUCGAUGUGUAGACACGAGGCUGCGGAGGCGUUGGGCGCGAUUGGGGAUGUGGGGAGUUUGGAGCUGUUGAGGGGGCUGAGGGAUAGGGUGGAGGAGGUGGAGGUUGUGAGGGAGACGUGUGAGAUUGCUGUUGCAAGGAUCGAGUGGGAGAAUUCUGAGGAGGGGAAGUUGGAGAAGUUGAGGCGGAGUGAUUUUGAAUCCAUUGAUCCUGCGCCCACGGCACCUGCGGAGCAGAGCGAGAGUAUUGAAAAGUUGGAGACGACGUUGUUGGAUACGAAGCAACCAUUGUUCUUGAGAUAUAGAGCUAUGUUUGGUCUUAGGGACCUAGCCUCACCACCCGACCUUCCGACUGCUGUUCCUGCGGUCCAUGCUCUUGCAAAGGGUUUUUCUGAUCCUUCCGCUCUAUUCCGACACGAAAUCGCAUUCGUAUUUGGUCAAUUGUCCCAUCCAGCAUCCAUUCCUGCUCUGUCUGCAGCCCUUGCCGAUACGGACGAGGCGAGUAUGGUUAGACAUGAAGCUGCUGAAGCUCUUGGAAGUCUUGGCGAAGAGGAAGGAGUCGAAGAGACCUUGAAGCGUUUCUUGAAUGACAAGGAGCAAGUCGUAAGAGAUAGCGUGAUCGUUGCUUUGGAUAUGGCGGAGUUCGAGAAGGGCGGGGAGGUCGAAUACGCAUUGAUUCCCGAAGCCUCUACUGCAUAGGGAGUGAUAGGGAGUAUUUGGGCGCAUCGUUGGUUUUGGUUCGGCAUCAGGUGAUUUCGGGGUAUUUGAUUUCUGGGACAUAAAAUGCCAGGUACCAAGUGCUGGUGCCUUGAAUAGCAACUCAACUCGAACAUAUACAUCAAACAUAUAGCAUCUCUGGUGAAAACGUCCGCCAAUAGUGUUUCCGUUCAAUUAUUCGUGUUCCACUUAUGGCCACAAUCACACGUGUAGAA